GUAAGAUGUGGGCGGGGCAGGCCGGCACCCCCAGUAACCCGGCGGGGCAGGUACCGCCUGGGCCUUUCCGCUUUCCUAAGCGUUGGGAGGCCACCUGUGCUGAGUCUCUUUAGAAACCCCAGUCGUUCCCAGGGCUCUACCUGUUACAACCGUGGCCUCAGUUUUCCAUCCUGUAAAAUGGGGAGAACCAUUGCCAUCGCCCCUUUUACUAAUUCCUUUUAGGGAUCUCUCUAAGGUUCAUCUUUGAAUUUUUACCCCAUUUAAUGUUUCUGAAUGUGUUUGAUAGAGUAACUGUUAGCUCGUUUUUAUUUCAACCCUGCUGUCUCAUUAAAUCUGCUAUCUCACUAAAUCUGCAUUCUUCUCUCUGAGAUGAGGCAGAGACAAAGUUUCAUGGAGAAGCUGUGGGUAGGAGAAUCGCUUUAGCCUGGAGGAUUUUGGUUUGCAGAAAGCGAUGCCUGUAGCAGGGAGGAGUGAUCUUGAAUGGCUGAGUAGGAGGAACAGAAACUUGAUUGCUUCUCAGUGGGCUGCUGUCUCAGACCUGGUAUGGGACCUGGGCAGGGGGCCUGUUACCAGAGAUGGGACCAACCAUUCCUAGCUGUUCUGCCCAUCCAGGUGUCCUUUUCUGGGAAUGGGAAGCAAACCUGAGGAAGUUUCUUAAAUUCUUUAGAUUUGUGUUGGCCAAACAAAUGUUUUUGUGUCAGUCAAGUUGGUGUCAACUGGGUCGCAUGUCACUGAGUUGGUACUAGCCUCCAGAGCCACGUGGACAGGAGGGGGACACUGAGGUCAGAGGGAAGGGGAAGUAAGUUCUCCAAGUCUGUUAAAGGAGAACCUGAGGGACUGCUUUGUCAGGUGACCAGAUCUGCCAGCUUGGGGAAGAUUUUUUUUUUUUUUUAAUAGCCAAGCCAAGUCUACUUUCCUUAUUCUCUAUCUUGCUUUGGAGCUUGGCAUCAGCAGAGCUGAGUGGCAGUGUGCAAACUGCCACUUUUAAAAUCAGUCAAUAAACUUCAAGGAGAUGGAUUGUGUUUCAAGCUCUCCCAAAGCUUUACCCCAAGAAUUUGAGAUAAGGCUGGGUGGGGGAAGUGGGGGCAUCUCAUUUCUCCAGGGAAUAUUUCUAGGCCACACUCUCUUUGAGUGGUGGUAAGGCCCUUUGAAAGUUAGGAAAGACGGAGAUUAAUUUUCAGUAAAAAUCUAGAAAUAACCAAGUUGCCAGAAAGAUCAUCAUCACCUGUUACAAAGGUGAAUUUUGAACAGAAAGAGAGGAUUCCAAUUAUCUACUCUUGUUGACUGCCUCCCCAACACCCCAUAACUUUUACAUUUGAAGGGCUCAAGCCCAGAGGGGUCAUUUGACUAGGCUAGGGAACACUGGCUUGGUUUGCUUGUCCUGAAAACAGGCCACUGCUUUCUAGCUUUGUGCUCUUGGGUGAGUUACUUCACUUCUCUGGGCCUCAGUUUCCUUCAGUCUAAGCUGGGGGCAGUGAUCAUUGGUGAUCAUUUUAAUCUCAUGUUACUGUUCUGUGGAUCUCAUAAGAGAAUACAAGUUGAGCAUCAAAUACACAGUAAUUGCUCAGACUAUGUUAGCUGCUACUGUUAUUAUAAUGAUUGUUGCUUCCUGUUCAGCCCUCAGAAUUACACUGUUCACGUUUAUUUUUAUCAUUUUGAAUUGGGUGAGAGCCUAGUGGCUUGAAAGUUUGGCUCACUUGCUGGGCUAUGUGGCUGGUGACAGGGAUCCCAGGAGAUUGAUACCAGGACUUGAGUGUCUAGUGGGAAAGUGUCACCCUGCUAAGGCCUUUCUCUGGCUUUGGGAAAGUAGCCAGAAAGAAAAAUUGUCCCUGGGCCCCAGGCCCUGAUUCAACCCCAAGCUUUCCAGGAGGCAGCUGGGUGUGUGUGUCAGAGCGGGGGGAGGUAGAUGUCAUGGGAAAGGUGUCUCUGGAGCAGCGGUCCUCGCCCUCCUCUCCCCACACACACCCAGCAUUUUGGGGCCCAGGACAAGGGAUGGGCCAGGCAGACCCCCCCAGGAAUGCAACCUGCAGAUACCAACAGCACAGUGCAUAGUCUUCCUGGUCUAGGGGGCUCGUUCUGGACCAGGAGGCAUCACCUGCCCCUGUAGCACAAGCCUGCUGCUGGCAGGAGUCAGUAACUUUUUCACAAGUUCUCACCAAUCAGUAGAUUCCAACAGGUUUUUGACACUCACUAGCAGGAACUAGUGAACUAGUGUGUUCCUGGCUCAUGGACAUGCAUUUGACAGUAAGAGUUGAGACCUCACUGUGUUUUAGGAGCUGAGGAUGGAGCGAUCGGUAAGGCAGGUCAGGUCUCUACCCUUGGGGAACUUCCUGUCUGGUAGUGGAGGGAAGAGGAACAAGGAGGAAGAAAAUAAACAAACAGGGAAAUACAGGGCGAGGAAGAAAAUAAAACAGGAGUAUGUGCUCCAGAGUACUGGGGAGAGGGGCAUUUAAAAUCCAAGAAAGGACAAAUGAACUGAGACCUGAAUGAUAAGGAGCCAGUUGUGGAGGAUGGGGCUGGAGAUGAGUUGAGAAUGCCCAUAGGGAGAAGAGCUGGUGCAAAAGUCCUGAGGCAGGAGGAGGCCUGGAGCAUUUUAGGACUGAGAAACAUUGUGGCUAGAAUAUCCAGCAUGAGAAAGGCAGGGACUGGAGGGGCCAGAUCCUACGGAGCCCUGUAGGUAACUGGAAGGGCUCUGGAUUUUUAUUCUCUGUUGAUGGGGAGUCUUGGAGCCUCUGAUUAAAGGAAUAACAAGAUAUAUUUGUGUUUUCAUAGGAUCUGAUACACUAUAGUGGCAAGCGUAAAGCCAGGAGCUAGUGACAAGGUGGUAUCAGGGGUCCAGGUAGGAGAGGAUAGCAGCUCAGACUAGCAUGGUGUUGAUGCAGAUGGAGAGAAGUGUCCAGCCUUAGGAUCUGUUUUGGAGAAGUUAUUGACAAGUCUAAUAAACGGAAUAUAGAGGAUGAAGGAAACCCAUGUAAUAAGAGUUAAUUUCCCUAUUCUUCUCUAAGUUUCUAACUGAAGCUAUUCUACAGAUAAGGAGGAUGAGUUUUUCCUUUCCUCCUACAGGCCUCAUUUAAGAUGUAAACGAUUUGGUUAUAGGAUUUGGCAUCCAACUAUGGCCCAUGAGCUAAGAAUGAUUUUUACAUUCUUAAAUGAUGGGGGGGGGGCGCGUCAAAAGAAAGGUACUUUGUGAUACAGAUAAUAUGACGUUCAAGUUUUAUGAAAUUUAAUCUCAAUUAUAUGAAAUUUAAUCUAGAAAUAAAGUUUUAUGAGCACACAGCCACACUUACUUAUUUACAUAUCAUCUAUGGCUGCUUUCACACUGCAGUGGCAGAGCUGAGUCAUUGCAACAGAGACUACCCACAAAGCCAAACACAUUGACUCUCUGGCCCUUUACAGUAGUUUGCCAGCCACAGAUCUGGAGGAAGUUAUUCAUUCUCCAAAAAUAUAGCUAUUGGCUUUGAAGAUAGGUGCAGCCAUGGGUGCUUUUCUUGGCAGUUUCAUUGCCGAGGAACAGAUUUGCUUAGUAAUUCCCUUAUCUUACAGUGCCCUGAUCUGUAAAGAAAGGAGUCUCAUGUUCAAAGAGAUGGGGAACACCUCAUGCUAUAUAGAGAUUUGCGACAUUCCUCUCUAGGGAAUACUCUACAGAACUCUGAUUAACCUGGUCAUCCACAAAUGGAAAUAAAAAGAGCUCCCUGGUUGAAUAAUUAUUGGAAAUUUGGCAUCCUGUAUUGUCCCUCCUGGAGACUGACAAUGACAGUGCUGAGAAGGCCUCCAGUAGAAAAGUUGAUUGAACUGUUUUAUACAUCUCUCCGUCCCUUUUUUGAGCUCAGACUUUCAGCUCUCAUCAUUUGAGCUCAUCUCAGCACCUGAGUGGAAGGGAUGAGGCCUUCGGGCUUUGUAUCUUGAGGAGAAAGCACCAAUGAAUGUGGAGCUUUUAAAGCCCUUUCUUGGUGGGAGGGGCCACAAAGGUCUUACUCUCCUAGGUCCUAGAAAAUGCAGGCCAAGUUUUCUCAGAAAGUGCCCCCAGGACCACCUGCCUCAGAAUCAUCCCAGAGUGGGGGUAGCUCAAGCAGCAGAUUCCACGGCCAUCCCAGACUCUGGGCAAUGGGGCCCAGGAACCUGCAUUUAACUAGUUCCAGGUAAUGCUGAUGACACCAGAGUUAGAUUCCCUCUUGGUGCCUUCUUCCAAGAGCUCAAGGAUCAUGCCUGUCUCCUUACCCCUCCAUCCCCACCUGGCACUGAUAUUUGUUGAAUGAAUAAUAACAAUAGGAGCUUCCACUUCUCAGAGUUCAUUGGUGCUAGGCUGAUCUCAUCAGAUUUUUACAACAGCCCUAUGAAUCUGCUGUUCUCAUCAUGCCGAGGUGACAGAUGGGAAAACUGAGGCCCAGAGGAUGGUCAGUCAUGUGUUCAAGAAUUAAGAGGCAGGCCAGAGUUGAUGUCGAGAAAAAAAAAGCCUUAUUUAUUAUCAUUUUCCCCACUGUUGGCAUGGCAACACAGGCGUACGUUACUGAGCUACAGGCAGCCCCGCAACCCUCCCAGCCACCACAGGCUCCGCCACAGGCCCAGCCCCAGCCGCCGCCACCACCAUCAGCAGCACCCCAGCCCCCCCAGCCACCUGCCACCGCCGCCACCCCUCAGCCCCAGUAUGUCACUGAGCUGCAGAGCCCUCAGCCCCAGGCACAACCACCAGGCAGCCAGAAGCAGUACGUGACGGAACUCCCGGCUGCCCCCACGCCCUCGCAGCCGGCCGGCACGCCCACCCCGUCCCCAGUGUCCCAGCAGUACAUCGUGGUCACCGUCUCGGGUGCCAUGCGGGCCAGCGAGACUGUGUCAGAAGCCAGUCCGGGCUCCACAGCCAACCAGACUGGAGUCCCCACUCAGGUGGUUCAGCAGGUGCAAGGCACCCAGCAGCGGCUGCUGGUCCAGACGAGUGUGCAGGCCAAGCCAGGCCAUGUGUCGCCCCUCCAGCUCACCAACAUCCCUGUGCCCCAGCAGGCUCUCCCCACACAACGGCUGGUGGUGCAGAGCACAGCCCCAGGUGGCAAGGGCAGCCAGGUCUCCCUGACCGUGCACAGCACCCAGCAGGUGCACUCACCCCCUGAGCGGUCGCCAGGGCAGGCCAACAACUCCUCCAGCAAGACGGCUGGGGCCCCCACAGGCACAGUACCACAGCAGCUGCAGGUCCAUGGUGUUCAGCAGAGUGUCCCCGUCACCCAAGAGAGGUCCGUGGUCCAGGCCACUCCUCAGGCACCCAAAGCCAGCCCUGUGCAGCAGCUCACGGUGCAGGGUCUCCAGCCAGUCCACGUGGCUCAAGAGAGCUCAGGCAGUCAGUUUCCCGCUAGGAAGGCAGAGCAGCGAGAGCCCCGGCCCACGCCACCACCGGAGCCGCCGCCCCGGCCGCCCACGCCUGGGCCCGGGCCAGGCGUGCUGUCCCCGGAGCUGCAGCCGCUCCCGCCUGCGUGCAGCGGCGAGUUCCCGCAGCUAGGCAGCCCCCAGCCGCCGCCGCCUCAUUACCAACCCGGCGCCGAGCAGUGGGUGGAGUUGGUGGGCGUGCUGCCCCCGCACCUGCUCCUGCCGCAGCAGAAAGUGGUCCUCGAGCCACUGCCCGGGCUCCCGGCCCGAGCCAGCCCCGACCAGAGGGUCAGGAUCCAGAGAGUCCCCCAGGUGCUAGUGUUCGGCACGGCCGCUACGGCCCUCAAAGUGCAGCAGCUCCAGCAAGUGCCUGUCCCACACGUGUACUCCAGCCAAGUGCAGUAUGUGGAGGGCGGGGAUGCCAGCUACACGGCCAGUGCCAUCCGCUCCAGUACCUACCCUUACCCUGAGACGCCGCUAUACACACAGACAGCGGGCACCAGCUACUAUGAGGCUGCAGGCACAGCUGCCCAGGUCAGCACACCGGCCACCUCCCAGGCUGUGGCCAGCAGCGGCUCUGUGCCCAUGUACGUGUCUGGCAGCCAGGUCGUUGCCAGCCCCACCAGCAGCGGGGGUGGAGCCAGCAACAGCAGCAGUGGCGGCAGUGGCGGUGGUGGCGGUGGUGGUGGCGGUGGUGGUGGUGGUGGCAGCGGCAGCGGCAGCGGAGCAGGCACCUACGUGAUCCAAGGUGGCUACAUGCUGGGCAGUGCCAGCCAGUCCUACUCCCACACCACCCGUGCCUCACCAGCCACUGUCCAGUGGCUCCUAGACAACUAUGAGACAGCCGAAGGCGUGAGCCUGCCACGGAGCACCCUAUACUGCCACUACCUGCUGCACUGCCAGGAGCAGAAGCUGGAGCCCGUCAAUGCCGCCUCCUUUGGCAAGCUUAUCCGCUCCGUCUUCAUGGGCUUGCGCACCCGCCGGCUGGGCACCAGGGGCAACUCCAAGUACCACUACUAUGGCCUACGCAUCAAGGCCAGUUCACCCCUGCUGCGGCUGAUGGAGGACCAGCAGCAUAUGGCCAUGCGGGGCCAGCCCUUCUCACAGAAGCAGAGGCUCAAGCCCAUCCAGAAGAUGGAGGGCAUGACCAACGGUGUGGCCGUGGGGCCACAGCAGGCCACCGGGCUGUCAGACAUCAGCGCCCAGGUCCAGCAGUACCAGCAGUUCCUGGAUGCCUCGAGGAGCCUCCCUGACUUCUCAGAGCUUGACCUCCAGGGCAAAGUGCUGCCCGAGGGUGUCGAGCCCGGGGACAUCAAGGCCUUCCAGGUCCUAUACCGGGAACACUGUGAGGCCAUUGUUGACGUCAUGGUGAACCUGCAGUUCACCCUGGUGGAGACGCUGUGGAAAACCUUCUGGAGGUACAAUCUUAGCCAGCCCAGUGAUGCACCGCCGCUGGCCGUGCACGACGAGGCUGAGAAGCGGCUGCCCAAGGCCAGCCUGGUGCUGCUGUCCAAGUUUGAGCCUGUACUGCAGUGGACCAAGCACUGUGACAACGUGCUGUACCAGGGCCUGGUGGAGAUCCUUAUCCCCGACGUGCUGCGGCCCAUCCCCAGUGCCUUGACCCAAGCGAUCCGGAACUUUGCCAAGAGCCUGGAGAGCUGGCUCACCCACGCCAUGAUGAACAUACCUGAGGAGAUGCUGCGGGUGAAGGUGGCAGCUGCUGGCGCCUUCGCUCAGACACUGCGGCGCUACACGUCGCUCAACCACUUGGCGCAGGCUGCGCGCGCUGUGCUGCAGAACACGGCACAGAUCAACCAGAUGCUGAGCGACCUCAACCGCGUGGACUUCGCUAACGUGCAAGAGCAGGCCUCGUGGGUGUGCCGCUGCGAAGACCGCGUGGUGCAGCGGCUGGAGCAGGACUUCAAGGUGACGCUGCAGCAGCAGAACUCACUGGAGCAGUGGGCAGCCUGGCUGGACGGCGUCGUGAGCCAGGUGCUCAAGCCCUACCAGGGCAGCACCGGCUUCCCCAAGGCUGCCAAACUCUUCCUCCUCAAGUGGUCCUUUUACAGCUCCAUGGUGAUUCGGGACCUGACCCUGCGCAGCGCCGCCAGUUUUGGCUCCUUCCACCUCAUCCGGCUGCUCUACGAUGAGUACAUGUACUACUUGAUCGAGCACCGCGUGGCCCAGGCUAAGGGCGAGACCCCCAUCGCUGUCAUGGGCGAGUUUGCCAACCUGGCCACCUCGCUGAACCCCCUGGACCCGGACAAGGACGAAGAGGAGGAAGAGGAGGAAGAGAGCGAAGAUGAGCUGCCACAGGACAUCUCGCUGGCAGCUGGCAGUGAGUCGCCUGCUCUGGGCCCCGAGGCCCUGGAGCCUCCGGCCAAGCUGGCGCGGACGGACACACGUGGCCUCUUCGUGCAGGCGCUGCCCUCCAGCUAAGCCUCCUCUUCCUCAUCCACCCGCCCCCGCUGCCCCUCCACACCAGGGUCCCUCACAGCUUCUGUGGCUUCACUGUCCGCCCUCCAUCCUUGGCCAGGGCCGGAUGGGAGCCUUCCAGACAGGAAAGGCAAAGGGGUCCUCGCCCCCAAUGGGGCCGGCACAAUCACAGGGCCGGGCGGAGCUGCAGCUGCAAACUCUGACACAAAAGACGUGCCUUAAGGAACCCGCCGCUGUGCCCAGGUGCCCCUUGGGGCAGCCAGCUUGGCCCCUUGGCCUGGAAGGCUGCAGCCUCUCUCUUCCCCGCCCUGCCCUCCCACCACCCCAGGGGGCAGGCAGGCAGGCCCCCUUCCCUGCAGAACUGUUAACUUAUUCAGCUCGCUGGCUUUGCACAAGCCUGUCCUGGGCCCAGCCCUGAGCCCCGGGUGGGCACAGGUGGGCAUCACCUAGAGACCGCCCCCUCCCUCAGCAGCAGCCCUGGGACCCCUCCCCCAGCAACCCCACUGCUACCCCCUCCUUGGUAUAAGUGCAAUUAAAGCCGUGGGUGUCGCAUCUUCUCCAGAGCUAGGCCCUCCCUUGCCCCACAGCCCUAGAGGUGGGCACUGCCAGGCCUGGCUCAGAAGGGAGGGUGGCAAGGGGCACUGCCUCCAGCUUCCAAAGAGCAGUGGGCUGGGCCUGGCGGAGCUCCUAGGGGCCUGCUGCGGGCAGUGGGCCCAGAGGUGGCCAUACCCGCAGAGGCUGGGGCUCUGCUGGCUCAGAUCCAAGACCCCCAAGUCCUGUCCCAGGCCUUCCCGCCGGUUUGUAAUGGAACCUCUGUGCUUCUCCAUGCCCUGUGCCAUGCGCCGCACAUACACCCCCCACCCCGCCCCCCACAUGACUUUUGCGAUUGGUGAGUGCCGCCUGAGCGGAGUUGGUAACUUGUUGGGUUUUUUUCCAACCAUCAUGGCCUUAUCUGUUCUGGUUUUCUCAGUGUUUCAACCUGUGAGAUAGAUGUUUAUGGCAAAAAGAAAAAAAAAAACCUAACCUAUUGUAUAAAAAUCACUAUUUUGUGUGCUCCGCGUGCUGUAGGCUUUUGGGGUGGCCUGCCCACUCCCCUUCUUGUCCUUGGGCCUCCCCUCCCAGCGGUGAAAGUGUCCCCGCGUGUGGUAGUCUAGUGUGCCGAGCUGUUUUCUACCUUUUUGUAGUCUUUCUUAAAACAAUAAAUUCCGCUGUGGUAUUUGG
Messenger RNA from Pteropus alecto (black flying fox), 9009 nucleotides. RefSeq names its product regulatory factor X1 (gene RFX1). Gene Ontology annotation, biological process: regulation of transcription by RNA polymerase II. The record is from RefSeq and is a predicted model, not a curated record. NCBI's taxonomy places the organism in Eukaryota, Metazoa, Chordata, Mammalia, Chiroptera, Pteropodidae. The coding region runs from base 4369 to 7791 and encodes 1140 amino acids. Gene Ontology annotation, molecular function: RNA polymerase II cis-regulatory region sequence-specific DNA binding; DNA-binding transcription factor activity, RNA polymerase II-specific. Gene Ontology annotation, cellular component: nucleus. The transcript is spliced from 23 exons.